GGAUGGGGCUCAGUCUGGUUCGUCUCCACCACUGGGAGGAAAAUGGAUGUGGAGAAGGGUCGCCGUAAGUCCAGGGGUCUGAGCACCCUGGAAGCUUGUCUCAUAUUUCUGUUUGUGGCGAUGACUGGGGCCUGCAUUGGCCUCGUGGUCGUCUACUUCGUUGACAAAGAUGACUCUGCUCCUCAUAUAGAAGGGCCCAGCUCUGGGUGUGGUGGUCCUCAGGAGCUGACCGGAGAAUCAGGCACCUUCACCAGCUUCAACUACCCCAACAGCUACGACAACGGCAAAAGCUGCACUUGGCAGAUCACCGUGGACCCUGACAAGGUGAUCCAUCUGUGGUUUGAGGAAUUUGCUUUGGAGGACACCCAGCAAUGCACGGGAGACUUGGUCACACUGCGAGAUUCACUGGGAAUCAUCGGUAAAUACUGUGGCUACAGCAAACCAAAACCGCUGGUGUCUCUGACAAACCACCUCACCGUCUACUUCGACACCAACGACAGGAAAACCGACCAAGGAUUCAAGGCUCAUUACAAAGCAGUGUCUCCGGAGCUGGCAACAGAAAUAGCCGGAGCCGGUGGCUUUCUCCAAGGUGAUAUGGGGAAACUGAUGACCCCCGGCUUCCCGGAGCAGAACUACCCGAACGGAGCUCUUUACCAGUGGAGAAUCACAGUGCCCGAAGGCGAGAAGGUUCGAUUGACGUUUACGUCCUUUGACUUGGUCCCUGAGGUCUGUGGAGACUUUGUUGAGGUCUAUGAUGGCCACAAGGCUGGUUCUUCUUCAGGAGGUAAACUAUGCGGGGGAACGAUGCCAAAGCCGGUGGAGUCGAGCAGCAACACCAUGGUUGUCCGCUUCAAAUCUGACAACAGUUUGACUUCUAAAGGAUUCAGCGCAACUUACACAAAGUCCAGCCUUCCACCUGUUGUUAUUCCCACCACAACGCCACCAACCACACCCAGACCCACCACACAAACCACUAGACCUCCCACUACUACUGGAAGUGGCGGUCCAGUGAUCGUCCAGGGGCGCAAAGGAGUCAUCCAGUCCUCGGGUUUCCCAAAUCCAUAUCCUGCUCAUUUGCAUAGUUCCUGGAAGAUAUCAGUGUCGAAAGGAUUCCUGAUUAAACUGCAGAUCACUGACAUGGCCAUUCCUGGAGAGAUGGGAGCGUGCAAGGAGGACAAACUGGUCAUCUCGGAUAAUUACAGCACUCUGGGAACACACUGUGGCUACUUGCUUCCCCCUGUGGUGGUCAGCGCCAGCGACACAAUGUCUGUCACCUUCCAGUCCGAUGGUCGACUCACAGACCGAGGAUUCUCUGCCAGGUGGGAGGCUGUGUAUCCUGAGGAUAUCACAGACAUCCAGGGCUGUGGCUUCUCUUCCCAAGAGGAAACUGGUAUUAUCAGGUCCCAGAACUGGCCUAUGAACUACAAGGCCAACACUGAGUGCAUGUGGAACGUUGCUGUGCCUUUGGGGAAGAAAAUCACUCUGGAGUUCACCGACUUUGACCUCGAAGCUAAAGAUUUCCUGACGUCCAAAUGCUAUGACAACAUCAUGGUGUACGACAUCAAUGGUAUCACUAAUGCACUGCUGCAGACGCACGGUCCAUUUUGUGGGACUAAGCUACCAGCUAGCAUCCAGACAAAAGGCACCAGGCUGCUGAUUCGUUUCCACACAGACUUGUUUACUGAGGCUAAAGGCUUCAGGGCCUACUGGACCACAAACCCCAGCCUGCCUGCUCCCACCGACCCACCAGUUCAGCCCAACCCCUGGGACGACAUCCCCAUAGACUGGCCCAGUCCAUGUGGGAAACCAGCCAUUCCUCCAUCUGUUGUGUCGCGCAUUGUCAACGGAGAGCCGGCCGUGCCACACUCCUGGCCCUGGCAGGUGUCCAUGCAGGUGUGGCCUGACAGCCAACCAGAACCUAAAUUCUCCCAUACCUGUGGUGGUACUCUUAUUCAUAAGAACUGGGUACUUACAGCAGCUCACUGUUUCAUGAGAUAUGCUGAUGAGCUGCAUCGCUGGCGCAUGUGCCUUGGCAAGCACAACCUGACCUACACAGAGCCCAGUGAAUCCUGCUACGGUGUGUCUGCCAUCUAUCGCCACGAGGGCUUCAAGUAUCCCACGGUGCCCACGGUGGAGUUUGACAUUGCCCUGGUCAGGCUGAACGUGGAGGUGAAACCCUCCGAUGAGAUAUCAUAUGCCUGCCUUCCCUCCGAGGAGGAAGUCUUACCCGGGGGCAAGAAGUGCUACGCCACCGGCUGGGGAGAUGAGACCGGUGAUUCACUUAAUCCUAAAGCCGCAGAGGAGCUUAACCAGGUUGCCCUGCCUGUUGUGCCCUUCGACACUUGCAAGAGGAUGGACUACUGGUGGUUCCAGGUCAAAAGCUCCAUGAUCUGCUGCGGCUACACGCUGCCUGAUGAGCUCAAGUCUGUUUGUCAGGGAGAUUCAGGCGGUCCACUGGUUUGCCAGGAUUCAGCUGGUGCUCCUUGGGAAGUUCAUGGUAUAACCAGCUUUGGCCCUGUAGGAUGCAUUAUGGAUAAGAAGCCCUCCGUGUUCACCCGCUCCUCCGCCUACAUCCCCUGGAUCUCCAAUGUCAUCCGCAGGGACAUGUACAACGAGCACACAUCUGGUUGUGGAGGGCCAAAGGACCUGAUUGGUACAAGUGGCUCUCUGUCCACUAUGGGUUUCCCUGGCGGCUACGACAACAACGCUCGCUGCCAGUGGAACAUCCAGGUCCCUGUGGGAAAACUGGUCCACCUUCAUUUCCAAAAUUUCUCUCUGGAGGAGAGCCAGAUGUGCCUAAAUGACAAAGUCACCCUCACAGACACAGUGGGGAGUCUAGGCACCCACUGCAGUCACGUUCUGCCUAAAGAUGUGGUGAGCCAAGGAAAUGUACUUCACAUGAGCUUCUCCUCCAACGACAAGACAGUUGACACCGGCUUCGCUGCGACCUGGAAGGCGGUGGAUCCCGUAGAGGCUCCUUGUGGAGGAAGUUUCAGCAGUGAGCGAGGGGAAAUCGUUUCUCCUAACUGGCCUAACGACUACGACGCUCAGAGUGCGUGCACAUGGCACAUUAAUGUUCCUUCAGCAAAAAUGAUCCACGUAGUGUUCACUCACUUUGAACUGCAAGCAGUAAACGUGUUGGGAAAUUGUGUGGACUAUGUGGAGAUCUUCAGUGGCGAGAGCAUGACAUCACUAGGUCGAUUUUGUGGCUUUGCCCCUCCAUCCCCCAUCAACGUUCCUAGUAACACAGUCGUCAUCCGCUUCAUCAGCAACGGAGCCGAUCAACAGAGCGGUUUUCGUGGUUACUGGACCACUGAUGCCAGUGUUAUCCCCACUUUACCUCCUUCACCUUCUAACCCAUGGGACGACAUCAUCAUCGACUGGCCAAAAGACUGCGGCAACCCAGAAGUGAAACCCAACACAGCCACCACAAGGGUGGUGAAUGGGGUAGAGGCGAUCCCCCACUCCUGGCCUUGGCAGGUCUCCAUGCAGGCUACACCAAUGCUUCCCAUUCCUUAUAUGCAUGGCUGUGGAGGCUCUUUGAUUCACGAGGAAUGGAUCCUAACUGCUGCUCACUGUUUCAUGUUCCCGCUGAAUGUACCGUCCUUUUGGCGCAUGUGUCUGGGGAAGCACCACAUGAACUCGUCCAUGGACGUUCCCUCAGCAGAGGAGUGCUACAAGGUGGACCGCAUCAUCCGCCACGAGGGGUUUGUCUAUGAGCAGGAUAACACUGACAUCACCAACGACAUUGCCCUGGUGCAUUUGGUCGAGCCGGUCAAUAUGACGAGGGAGAUCAGCCCCAUCUGUCUGCCGAAACCCGAGAUCGUGGUGCCUGCUGGGACACCGUGCUUCGUCACCGGUUGGGGAGACGAGAAAGGUAACCUGUUUCCCGUAGUGUCUGAGAAGCUAAAUCAGGCAGCCCUUCCUGUUAUUGACUUCCAGACCUGCAGUAAGCCUGCUUACUGGUGGGACACCCUCAGGCCCUCCAUGAUCUGCGCUGGAUACGAGUCCCCAGAUGAGCUUAAGUCAGCCUGCCAGGGUGACUCAGGGGGUCCUUUUGCCUGCAAAACUACUUCAGUAAACCCAACCUGGGAAGUACACGGCAUCGUGAGCUUUGGGCCUCAGGGCUGCAUCAAAGACAAGAAACCAUCCGUGUUCACUCGCGUCUCUGCCUUCAGUGACUGGAUUGACGACAACAUUAAGAAGUUUGUUUAUGAAAGUGGCAAACCCGUCUAAAGUGGACAUCUUGAAAUAAAGGUAUUCACAGGGUUCAUUGCUCAUUUAUGUUCUGUUUAUAAGCCGCUACAUCUCUACGUCUUCACUUAUAGUUCACCAUUAAAACUACUAAAUGUAAUAUUAAAGCACCUUUCCUGGCCUCCCAGGGGAGACAUAGUUAAGAGAGAAAACUAAUUUGUAUUUAAUAUUGCCUAUAUUUUGUACAGGAUCCAAGUUAAACAUUGUGCCAAACAUUGUAAGUAAAGAAGUAAAUGCAACAUGUAUAACUGAUUAAAGCAAAAUUUUUCUAUUCAA
This is a messenger RNA of Amphiprion ocellaris (clown anemonefish), 4530 nucleotides long. RefSeq lists its product as uncharacterized. Bases 43 to 4236 code for a protein of 1397 amino acids. Gene Ontology annotation, biological process: proteolysis. The record is from RefSeq and is a predicted model, not a curated record. Gene Ontology annotation, molecular function: serine-type endopeptidase activity. NCBI's taxonomy places the organism in Eukaryota, Metazoa, Chordata, Actinopteri, Pomacentridae. The transcript has 25 exons.